AUGGCGCGAGCAGGAAAAGUCGCCAACAAACAAGCAGAGGACACGGCUGAAGACACCACCAAGCUGCCUGUGCGAACAAAGGGUGAAAAAUCUUUAUCAUCAAACUCAGCUGCUUCUGCUCCUGGUAACUUGACGGUCUUCGACGACGAUGAUGACGAGGAUGAGGUUGUUUCAGCCAAGCCCGCAGUAGAAACGAAAGAGUCAGCAGCACCGCCUCCUCAGGAUGAGGAUGAGAGCGACAGUGACGACGAUGAGGCUCCUGAAGCAAUUUCCACUCAUCACGCUGCAUCAAGUUUAAAGAGGUCCGCUCAGGCUGCCCAGAAGGCUUCACAAGAGCAAGCGGCUGCCCAGAAGAGGAAGCGGCAAGAAAGAGACGCCUUGUUCAAGCAGCAGGCAGAGGAGCGCAAGAAGACCCAGGAAACCACUGGGCCAGCGGAGCCUCAAGGCAGCGACAGUCAAGACGUCGCUGGUCCGUCCUCGAACGUUGUCUCAAGCAGGAGAAUACGGGGGGACAAGAUCCAGAUUCCCGCUAUUCUUCCCGACGAGUUUCUCACUGAUUCGUCGAGCGAUGAAGAGGACGAUCACCGACAUGAUCUAGAGCUGGCUUCGGGUCCCAAGCGCAGAAAAGUCGCCAGCGUGGAACGAAGCCUCACUCGCCUCGACCGUGGACCGCGCGAUGAGACGGUCGGCUCAACCGUCUAUCGGGUGGCGAGCAAAAAUGACCAGAGGCUAGCACCAAAAGCGAAAAAGUACACGAAGAGCGCCAAGGACGUCCUACUAAGGAGGAACCGCACUGCUGUUCCGUCUCGGGGUGGUUUCUUCAAGAAAUAA
Molecule: messenger RNA, 831 nt
Organism: Clonostachys rhizophaga
Lineage: Eukaryota; Fungi; Ascomycota; Sordariomycetes; Hypocreales; Bionectriaceae
Source: the annotation of a GenBank genome assembly